Amphimedon queenslandica is the source of this 1146-nucleotide messenger RNA. RefSeq lists its product as uncharacterized. Gene Ontology annotation, cellular component: cytoskeleton; lamellipodium; ruffle. Bases 11 to 1015 code for a protein of 334 amino acids. Lineage: Eukaryota; Metazoa; Porifera; Demospongiae; Haplosclerida; Niphatidae. Gene Ontology annotation, molecular function: integrin binding. The record is from RefSeq and is a predicted model, not a curated record. The transcript is spliced from 6 exons. Gene Ontology annotation, biological process: negative regulation of substrate adhesion-dependent cell spreading; negative regulation of focal adhesion assembly.
AGGGACAAAGAUGUUUAAGAGAAAGAGCUCGAAAAAAGGCGACAAAAAGAAAGGGAGCCUUGGGAGGACGAAUCAAAGGGAGGGAGAGGAACGACUAUCGGGCGAGCUGCCUCAAGUAUGGCUACCAACACCUCAAGAGCCACACCCUGAUGGCAAUGAGCUCUUACCUGGAGGUGAGGAACAGCAACGCUUUGAGAGCUUCCUAGUCAGAGAGGAGGGAAGGACUGGAGGCUGGGACGAGAGAGAAGAGCUCAAUUAUGCUGAUAUUGCAGCUAAUUUGAGUAUACAGAUUGAGAAUGGUGGAGAGGGUGCAGAAAUAAGUCUCCCGACACAACAGCCUAGUAACAUCAGGCCGAGCAUAAGGCGACACGAGCAAGUCGACGAAGUGUUUGAUUUUGAUGAGGCCAUACUGGAGGAAAGGGAUGGGGAAAUACAACACAGUCGGCAACCAUCGUACAAAAGUCCUGCAUUGUCAGCAGUGCAGUCAGAGACUCAUAGUUUAUUCAAUUAUGCACAGUCCACAGUCUAUCAUGUUCAUUUCCUUGGUAUGCUCUCCAAUAUUAGCAACCUGUGGGAAGGAGAGGUAGGAGGAAGAGAAGGCAGCAGUGACCCAAACAACCUCCUCAAGUUGAUUGAACAUUCCCAGAGGCAAGGAAUAAUGCCUUGGGUGCAUCAAAAAGGAAGUCAAAGGAUACUAGUGAUCUCAAAGUAUGGAAUAAAAGUGACUGACACAAAGAGACAGAGGGUAUACGUGAGACACACUUUGCAUAAGAUAAUAACAGUGGUUCAUUUCAUUGAUAUGAGAGGACACUCGCUACUGGCAGUUAAACUGAACCACACCAAUGAUGAAGAGGAUGGAAGGGAUGAAGAAGAAAGUAUUGGAUCGUUUGAUUUAUUUGUUUAUGAGUGUGAGAGUGAGAAUCAAGCUACCGAAGUAUGUGUUAUGCUAGGGCAAGUAUUUGACUCGGUACUGAAUAAGAUGAAACUUGAGGAUAACUUGGGAAUACCACACUGAGCAAACAAAAGGAUUAUUAUUAUUUAUUACUAUUAUUAUAAGUUAAUAUGUCUUUUACUACUGAUAUUAUUAUUAUCAUUAUAGUACUAUUGUACAAAUUGAGUAGUAGUCAGUUUGAAUCACAAAGUCAA